AUGGAUAACAUAAAUCUCCGUAAAAACUCAAACACAUAAUAAGAAAAUCGUAUCCGUGUUGCCUCCAGAGUAGGCGAAACUAUAGCCACUCACUCCUACACUCAAGGAGAAGUCCAUGCAUUUUCCCAACACUUAAACAAUUCAUUAAAAGAUGAUCCUUAAUUAAAAAGCCUUCUACCAAUAAACCCUGAAUCUGACCAAUUAUUCUAAGCAGUAGAUACUGGAGUUUUAUUAUGCAAAUUAAUAAAUAAAGCCUAACCAAAUACAAUAUCUGAGAAGGCUAUAAAUUUUGAUAACUUGAAUAUUUUUAAAAUAAAGGAAAACAUAAAUUUAGCAAUAACUUCUGCUAGGGCAAUCGGAUGCAUUUGCGUAAAUGUUCAUUCUACGAAUAUUUUAGAGAAAUCAGAGCAUAUUAUUUUGGAUUUAUCCGCACUUUCCCUUUCAAUAUAAGAUCGUCUUAAAUAAAUAAUAAACGACUCCAAAUAACUAGGACUACCUCCUAAUUGUAUUAAAUACACGGACAUAAUGAACUGCAAUUAAAAGCUUAAUUUGAUUUUCACUGCACAUUUAUUUAAUAAUUGUCCAGGAUUAGAACCUACAGAAUAAGAGAAAGUAGACGCUGCGGAACUUAUAGACGAUGAUAAAGACUAUGAAACUCCAAGAGAGGAAAGAGUUUUUAGAAUGUGGAUCAAUUCUUUAAAUUUAGAAGGUGUUUAUAUAAAUAAUCUAAUAUAAGAUUUAAGAGAUGGAGAAAUUCUUUGUCUAGUAAUGGAUAAAUUAGUACCUGGAAAAGUCGAUAUGAAAAAAGUUAAGGCAUAAUUAAAAAAUAGAACCAAAUUAAAUAAAAUACAGUGUGCAAACUAUGCUAUUUAAAUAGCGAAAGAAUUAGGAUGCUAACUAGUGGGAAUUGGAGGCGUAGAUAUAGUAAAUGGAAACAAAAAGCUUAUUUUAGCAAUAGUCUGGUAAUUAAUGAAAAAAUAAUAACUCGAAUGUAUAGGAGAUAUGACUGAAAAUUAACUAAUCGAUUGGGCAAAUAAUCGAAUAGUAGAUCCUUAAUAUAAAAUAAAUAACUUUAGAGAUAAGAAAUUAAAAAGCUCUCAUUUUUUCAUUAAACUUUUGGAAUCUAUAGAACCUUAAAUAAUUAAUAAAGACUUUGUAACUCCAGGUUAAAAUGAUUAGGAAGUUAUGGAAAAUGCUAAAUAUGUUAUUUCGGUUUCUAGAAAACUUGAAGCAGCUGUAUUUAUUGUUUGGGAACAUAUUGUGGAUAUUAAUAGCAAGUUUUUAUAAAGUUUUGUAGCUUCUCUUUAUAGAUGUGCUUUAGAAUAUAAGAAAAAAUGA
Molecule: messenger RNA, 1338 nt
Organism: Ichthyophthirius multifiliis
Lineage: Eukaryota; Ciliophora; Oligohymenophorea; Hymenostomatida
Exons: 2
Biological process (GO): actin filament network formation; actin filament bundle assembly
Cellular component (GO): cytoplasm; actin filament; actin filament bundle
Molecular function (GO): actin filament binding
Source: RefSeq, a predicted model, not a curated record